Tuber melanosporum (Perigord truffle) is the source of this 2985-nucleotide messenger RNA. RefSeq lists its product as uncharacterized. The transcript has 3 exons. The coding region runs from base 82 to 2985 and encodes 967 amino acids. Lineage: Eukaryota; Fungi; Ascomycota; Pezizomycetes; Pezizales; Tuberaceae. The record is from RefSeq and is a predicted model, not a curated record.
GCAAUUUCACCCACCCUACAUCAACAUAUUGGACGACAAACAAAGCGCCAGAACCAUUCGGUGCAGUAUAAACUUUCAACUAUGGCUCGGACCCGUAGUAUUUCCAAUGAUCGCGCGGUUGGUCGUCGUGCGCGAGACUCGAUGCACUGGAAUCGCUACUCGCAUUCGCCUAUCGGUUCCUCGCAAAGAACAGAGACAGAACCACAAACGUCUGUUAGGCGUGUGAAGUCUGCUUCUCCAGGCCCAGCAUUGAUUACGGGAAGAACUCAGCGGAAAAGCAACGGAACAACACCUGUAUUACCGACACCGUCACAACGCAGCCGGGUGUGGAAGAACGGGGUUGUUAAACAGAGGGCAAGGUCAAGGUCGCAGAGAGGACGCUCCAAAGAUGGUGAUGAUGUUUCCGGGCCAUCAAGGGAUGGAUCUAUGGUUCCCGCCCAAGCGCAUGAGGCUCAAGAGGGAGACAAAAUCUCACGAGCUCUUCCUGAUCUCCCCGAAGACGACGUGAUUAGCUUCGCUAGUUUCCUAGAUACACCGCGUUCUUCCAUUAUGAGUAGGCGUUCUGGAUCCCCGCCAAAUGGUCCCAUCGCCUUACAGACCCCCGGACCGAAAAAGUCGUCAACCCAGCGGGAGUUGGAGGCAAUGGAUACAGAAUUGGUGCUCGAAUCGACCUCAGAACUUGACAGAAAUGCCCAGAGGCUACUUGAUCUUCUGAUUCUAAAUCCACCCGAGGGAGAUAUGUUGGUUAGUACGCAUACAAAAGACUCGAAGGUCUCAAAGCGACUAAGAGUUUAUUGGCUGGCUUUUGGUGCUUCGAAAAUAGUCUUUGGUACAUCGCAUUUUCUUGACGUUGGCACUGUGGAGAUGGCGUUGGGGGGGGGGGGUUAUACUCCUGUUAUCUACAGGGCCAACUUGGCUAUUCUGGCCAACUUUAUAUACACCGCAAAUGAGGAAGAUGAUACCACUUUUCAAGAGUUGAAAAGCAUCGAGAGAUAUUUUCCGACCCAGGUAGGAGGUAUUAUUGAUGAUCAGAGCCUUCAAUUUGCCCUCGACCUAAGGACACAGACGGUUAUCCGCGGCAUGUUAUCGGUUCAGGAAGACUCUCUUGAGCCAAAUAUGUUUCUGAAACAUUUCUUUAUGGAAAGAGUUCUAGCGAGCGAGGCUAAUGAUGGAAAACCGGAGUACAAAUGCAAGCCUUGGCUGGGUUCACGCGAUGUUGAUGAAUGGGAGGGGGUAAUCAUCGAGAGAAUCCGCAGUAUCCGAUCAACGUUCCGUUUCGAGGGGGGUCAGAACGACGGCGAAGAGUCUCACAAGGGUCGUGUUCAAGUUGACUUCGAAAAGCUAACGGCUCUGUUUCCUUGGAAAGGGUUUGUGGGUCAGGCGACGGAAUUUAUCAAGGGGCAACUGAUCAAGCUUGAUGAUUCUAACAUGGGUGCCUGUAAAGAACAGGGUUCGAGUGCCAACAAGAAGAUUGUGGAUGAGUCUCAGCAGCAAGUGGAAGUCAGCCUUGAGAACAGGGACUCUUUCGAUCAAGAUACAUCACAAAUAUCGACUGAGGUGGAUAAAGUAGAGUAUUCGGGGUUAUCAAAUUUUGAGGAUCAAACAGUUGACAACCAGAAUCCUGAUUCUCAACCAGAGCCUUCUUCUCAGUUUGUUGGCGGUGGAUCACAGCUUAAUGUCCGUGCUGCUAAAUUAGUCAAAAGGGAUUUACUAGCUAGGGAAGCUCUGUCGAAAGGGGUUCGGGCGAACUCCAUAGCCUCCUCCAUUGUCUCGAACCCCGAGUCAAUUGCCACUACUGUUGCUCAAGUAAACGCAAUUAAGAAGCGCAAACGGAAGUCGGAAAUCAUGGAAAUAACAAACAGGCAGGAGGAUGGGGAGGCCCAAAGCACGACUCCCGGAUAUGCGGUUUCUGAAACAGUUGUGAACAGUUUGGCCCAGAUGAAGCAUCUGAAAGGAGCGAAAAAACUACUCGUUCAACAAAAACAAUCGGUUCCAGCCCCCUUACCGCUUGCACUGGGGAGACAGGAGCUGUCUGGAGAUCCGGAUGACCUGCUAUCGACGAAUCAGGAAGGUGGUUGCGAGUUCACACAGGUCAGUGAGGGUGAUCGGGAUGAGAGCGAUGGAGAAAGCAGCGAUGAUCCAGGCUAUCGAGCAUUUUCCGAGCUUCGUAGGGAGCAGGACAAGGAAAAUAAGAAACGGAUGACUCCAGUACCGCUUCCUUCCCCGCGUCGUAGGAAAAGACUAAAGCGCUUCCUCGAUCCGCAAGAGGGAGCAAUGAGGGGAAGUCCAAUUGAUGAAGAAGGUGUUGUGAUUUUGACCCCGCCCAUUAGAUCAGACAAGAGUAGGGGUAAUCGAAUCCGUCGCACCCUGGGUCCGGGUGAGGAGGAGCAAGAAGAUGAGGAUGGUGAUGAAAGUGAGGAGGAGCAAGAAGACGAGGGUGGUGAUGAAAGUGAGGAGCAAGAAGAUGAGGACGAGGAUGGAAGCGAGUUUGUGCCUGAUCCAAGGGAUGUCAGGGAAGAUAACGUGAAUAGGAGCCGGAGGCAUUUGCCAUCGGGCUUUAGAAAUGGCUCCGUGUCCUCAUCAGACUCGGCUAAUUCACCACAAAGUGUCGCUGUGGUCAUAGAUAAUCGCCUUUCCGCCAAUCCGCUAGCCCGGAGAGGCAGUAGCUCUAAUGUAGCUCUGGUUCCUGCCAAUCCCUCGCAUCGAAGCCAACGAAACCCCUCAGAGGAAGCUGAGGGCUCGCAGGCUGGUCCUUUGGACAGAAGAUUUGAUGAAUAUAGCCAUAGGAGCUUGCAACAAGUUUCUAGGAUCAACAGGUUAGCCAAGAUAAACCGUGCGGCAGUACACACCCAACGGAGGUCAACAACCUUUUGGACUGAAGAAGGCACAAAGGCGUUGAUGCAGGCAAUCCAUGAGUACGGCCCGUCGUGGGCCGUAAUCAGGGAUGUGAGUUCCUAUCCUUAUUCUCCUGUUGUUGAACACUGA